Pyricularia pennisetigena is the source of this 348-nucleotide messenger RNA. RefSeq lists its product as uncharacterized. The coding region runs from base 1 to 348 and encodes 115 amino acids. Lineage: Eukaryota; Fungi; Ascomycota; Sordariomycetes; Magnaporthales; Pyriculariaceae. The record is from RefSeq and is a predicted model, not a curated record. The transcript is spliced from 2 exons.
AUGCUCGACUACGCUUGCUGCCGUAUGCCCACAUCCCACUGUCGGAGGAGCCCCAGCGGAGCCGCAGCCUGCAUUUCCGGCAGGGUCAGCUCCGGGGAGAGCAUCAUAUGCUGCGCCCGCCGCGAGGUGUUUUGCCUGCAUGGCGACAGGGCCGCGCUGCAGCCGCUACGCUCCAUGGAGAAUGGGAAGCACAACGCCACAGGGCCGGUGAAUUCAAACGCCCUCGUGCGUGGCGGUCUAGUCGGCUGCGGCUGGGCUCGUGCAGUCCUGGCUCUCUUCAGCGGGGAGAUAGCGCCUUUAUGUGCACUAGCGGCCAAGAUGCUGAGCUUUUCUGCCGAGGAAAGUUGA